GGAGCUGAUCGCACCGAGCGGGCAAGACCAUAGUGAUGGAUUCGAAAGCUACCUAAGUUCUCACCAGCGGACAGAACCAUUCGUGAUUUUGUUAAUGAGAGUAAACUCACAUCACCACGCGUUCCUUCGCAACUACACAACACCAUUUCUCGGACAUUGAGACACGCGAAUGAUGAGCCCUCAACGACGCCCAAACGAACCGAUUGCGGUGGUUGGUAGUGGAUUUCGAUUCCCUGGGGAGGCCAACUCUCCAUCCAAACUUUGGGAUCUACUGCGCGAGCCUCGUGACGUGCAGAGCACCAUUCCCGAGCAACGCUUCAACCCAGAGGGUUUCUUCCAUCCUAUCAACGACCAUCAUGGGACGAGCAAUAUUCGACACUCGUACUUUCUUUCCGAAGAUCAUCGACACUUCGAUGCUCAAUUCUUCGGCAUCAAGCCCGUCGAGGCGAACUCAAUAGACCCUCAACAGCGACUUCUGCUCGAGGUGGUUUACGAAAGCAUUGAGGCUGCCGGGCUAUCUAUGGACACUCUCCGUGGCUCUCCAACAGCUGUGUACGUCGGUCUGAUGUGCGCUGACUAUGCCGACUUACUUGGCCGCGACACAUCGUACUUUCCUACCUACUUUGCAACGGGGACCGCUCGGAGCAUCAUCUCGAAUCGCAUAUCGUAUUUUUUCGAUUGGCGGGGACCAUCGAUGACCAUCGACACUGCAUGCUCGAGUAGCUUAGUGGCGGUUCACCAGGCAGUACAGGUGCUAAGAUCAGGCGAAUCUAGAGUCGCUGUGGCGGCUGGAGCCAAUUUACUGCUAGGACCGGAGCAGUACAUUGCAGAGAGCAACUUGAAGAUGCUAUCGCCGGACGGCAGGUCGUACAUGUGGGACACACGAGCCAACGGCUACGCUCGCGGCGAAGGCAUCGCAUCCGUCGUACUAAAGACCUUGAGUGCAGCGAUAGCCGAUGGAGAUGACAUCGAAUGUCUCAUCGUGGAGACGGGUAUUAACCAAGACGGAAAGACGAAAGGCAUUACUAUGCCAAGCGCGACAGCGCAGGCUGCACUUAUCGAAGCGACGUAUAGGAAAGCGGGUCUCGACUUGAAGAAAGCGUCUGACCGACCGCAAUAUUUUGAGGCUCACGGCACCGGUACUCCGGCUGGCGAUCCAAUCGAGGCCGAGGCGAUCAGUACUGCCUUCUUCAAAAACAAUACUCCAACGCGCGUUACGAGCCCUCUAUAUGUAGGUUCCAUCAAGACCGUUGUUGGCCACACAGAAGGCACGGCUGGUCUAGCAGGGCUGCUCAAAGCCUCUUUGGCAUUGAAGCAUGGCUUCAUACCUCCAAAUCGGUUGUUCGAGAACCUUGCGCCUGCGGUGAAACCUUUCUACAACAAUCUAGAGAUCGCCACCAACGCCAAACCUUGGCCGGUGGUUGAGGACGGAUCUGCUCGACGUGCAAGUCUAAACUCGUUUGGGUUUGGUGGUGCAAAUGCUCAUUGCAUCCUUGAGUCCUACUCUCCCGAGCAGACCGGACAUGGGAAGGACGAACCUGUCUUUACCCCAUUCACUUUCUCAGCAGCGUCAGAAAAAGCAUUGACGACCAUCGUGGAUUUAUACUCCGAGUAUCUCAAGUCACACCCGUCAAUCGACCUUCGUGCUCUGUCGUAUACAUUGAGCAGUAGGCGAAAUGCUUUCCCGCUCAGAGUUUCGUUCUCAGCCAAAGAUGUAACUCGUCUUUGUGAGAAGCUGGACUUGUUUGCGGAAGGCAAAGGAGAAACACCAAUAGCCCCGGUAGCUGUGUCCACCAUACCGUUGCGCGUACUCGGAGUCUUCACUGGCCAAGGAGCUCAGUGGGCUGGAAUGGCCAGCAAGCUCAUAAGUGUACCUGCAGCUAUGAGGAUUAUCGAUGACCUUGAACGGAGCCUGUCUGAGCUGAAAGACUAUCCACCCGAAUGGUCGCUGAAAGCUGAACUUCUUGCGGACAAAUCCUCUUCCCGGAUCCUGGAAGCUGCUCUGUCGCAGCCGGCUUGUACGGCUGUACAGAUCAUAUUAGUAGACCUUUUACGCGCUGCCGGUAUCAGUUUCUCCGCCGUUGUAGGCCACAGUUCCGGUGAGAUCGGGGCUGCAUAUGCAGCAGGCUAUCUAUCUGCAAGCGAUGCGAUACGGAUAGCUUAUUAUCGCGGCGUGCACCUGCAAAAUGCUCGUGGUAAACAUGGAGAUGACGGUGCUAUGAUAGCUGUUGGCACAUCGUAUGAGGAUGCAAAGAAAAUUUGCAACCUUAGAAGAUUUCGCGGUAAAGUCUGCGUUGCGGCAAGCAACUCAUCUACGAGCGUCACCAUCUCUGGCGAUGGCGCGGCCAUACAAGGUAUCAAGGCUGUAUUUGACGACGAGAAGAAGUUUGCAAGAGUUCUGAAGGUUGACAAAGCCUAUCACUCGCACCAUAUGUUGGCUUGUUCGGAAGCUUACAUGGCAUCGCUUCGUGCUUGUGGUAUCAAAGCUCGUAGACCCACUCGUCCAGACUGUCUGUGGAUUUCCAGUGUCUAUCAACAAGACAUUAUAGAGGUUACGGACAACCUCAACGAUUCGUAUUGGAACAGUAACCUGGUCUCGCCGGUAAUGUUUUCUCAGGCGAUGGAAUACGCGCUGGGAGAAUCGCAAUACGAUCUUGCUGUAGAACUUGGACCUCACCCAGCCCUGAAAGGACCUGCCUCUCAGGUCAUUCAAGAGGCUCUUGGCGAGACUAUACCUUACACUGGACUGCUAAGCCGCAACUUAGAUGAUGUUGAAGCGUUUGCCAAUGGUCUUGGCUAUAUCUGGGCUACUUUCAAGAACAGUGUAGUCGACCUUGCUGGUUACGAUCGUUUUCUCAAUGCGUCCGAGCCACCCAAGCUACUUAAAGGUCUUCCGACAUAUCCAUGGGAGCAUCAGAGAGCCUUUUGGCACGAAUCAAGGAUUUCCAGGGCUUUUCGCGAGCGGCGUACGAACCACGAGCUUCUCGGCACCAGAAGUCCCAAUCACUCCACUAGCCAAUACUCCUGGACGAAUUACCUCAUCCCAAGAGAAAUGUCGUGGAUUCUUGGACAUAAGAUCCAAGGGCAGAUGGUCUUUCCCGCUGCUGGCUACAUGUCAACCGCUUUCGAGGCGGCGCGAGAGAUUGCGGCUGAGCAACCUAUGAAACUUAUCGAGUUGACAGACUUUGUCAUCGACCAGCCCUUGGUGUUCGAUACGGAGGAUUCCAGUGUGGAGAUUUUUGUCUCACUGACAGAUGUUCGCCACAAAGGCUCUGGCCUCGUGGCGAAAUUCAGCUACUAUUCUAUCGCCAACAAAGAGCCCGGCCCUAUGACUAUCAACGCGAGCUGUGAACUGCAUAUCACUUUUGGGGAAGCAAAUGCAGACACGCUACAACCACUUCCGGAACCCGAGUUCGCAAUGAUGGAGGUCGAGCACGAAAGAUUCUACAGCUCGUUCGCCACCUAUGGAUACGGCUAUACUGGUCCGUUCAAAGCCUUGACCUCUAUGGAAAGAAAACUUGGCGUUGCCAGUGGCCUAAUCCAAGUCCCUGAGGCAGUCUCUGAAAAGCGGCUUCUAAUUCAUCCCGCAGCUCUUGAUGCAGCUGUGCAAUCCAUCCUGCUUGCAUACUGUUUCCCGGGUGAUGGCCGCUUAGUGUCCAUUCAGCUGCCAACUGAUGUUUCACGUAUAUCCAUCAACCCAUUGCAGGCCCUCAAUAUCGCAUCGGAGAAAUCACUGAAAUUCUUCUCUUUUAUCGGUCGAGAUGAUGGGAAGCGGAUUGAAGGCGACGUUGAUCUCUACCCGGCGGAUGGAUCAAAUGCAGUACUCCACCUCGAAGGUAUGCACACGAAGCCUAUGGUCCCUCCGACAGAAGCCACCGAUUCCCAUAUCUUCUCCGAGACUGUGUGGGACUCGGCGUCUCCAGAUGCGAUGAUUGUCUCAGCCGAAACCGAUGAAAACUUCGACUUUGGCUUCGUGCUCGAGAGAGUAGCGUAUUACUAUUUGCGCAAUCUUACCAGUGGUACUACCGCUAAAGAUCGUGAGGACUGCGAAUGGUACCACAAAUCGCUUUUCAAUUUCGCAGAUACCAUGCUGUCCCGCGUCGCAAACGGUACUCACCCGUACGCAAAGUCGGAAUGGAUCAAUGACACCAGCGAGGAAAUUGUUGCCAUCAUCGAAAGUCAUCCGCAGAGCAUCGAUCUUCGCAUCAUGCGGGCUGUGGGCGAGAACAUCAUUUCUGUCGUACGAGGCAAAACCACCAUACUUGAGCCGAUGAUGGAAGACAACAUGCUGAACGAUUUCUAUGUUACUGGGCUAGGGAUGGAGGAAUAUCUCCGCAAGCUCACCGCUACUGCAAAGCAAAUUGCACACCGACAUCCGGCCAUGAACGUAUUGGAGAUUGGUGCAGGCACCGGCGGUGCAACAAAAUCCAUCCUGAGAGAGCUCGAUGAAGCCUUUGCUUCUUAUACCUACACCGAUAUAUCUGCAGGGUUCUUCGAAAAGGCGAAAGAAGUCUUCAAAGCACGCGAAUCCAAGAUGAUCUUCAAGACUUUAGACAUCGAGAAGGAUGUCAUUGACCAGGGUUAUGAAGAACACUCGUACGACUUGAUUAUCGCAUCUCUCGUGCUCCACGCCACCACCAAACUUGACGAAACAAUGACCAAUGUCCGACGACUACUUAAACCUGGUGGAUACCUUUUGCUUCUUGAAAUCACCGAUAACGAGCAGAUGAGGUUUGGUUUCAUCUUUGGCGGACUUCCAGGCUGGUGGCUUGGUCAUGAAGACGGACGUCCCUUGUCGCCCUGUAUCGAGGUCCCAAAGUGGGACGCUUUAUUGAAAGCACACGGCUUUUCAGGCGUCGACUCGGUGGCACCUCACAAGACCUCCGAGCCCCUUCCCCUAUGUGUCAUUCUUGGACAAGCAAUUGACGACCGCAUCGAAUUUCUUCGGAAUCCACUGGCAUCUGCAGAAGAAGGUUUCAAUCUUGCAGACAUCACUCUAAUUGGCGGUGCAACAGCCGCUACCUCCGGCUGCAUAUCCGCUGUCACCAGCACGAUGCAAGCUCGUAGUAACACGAUCACUCACGUGGGGGCUUUAGUCGACCUUGUUAACACCGAUCUUCCCUUUGGUGGUACUGUCGUUUGCCUGGAAGAUCAUGACGAGCCUAUAUUCAGAGAACUGAACGAAAUCAAACUCAGGGGGAUGCAAAAGCUUUUUGAGAGAAGCAAGAACGUCUUGUGGGUCAUCCGCGGCUACAAACAUGGCUCUUCGUACGCCAAGAUGGCAGUAGCCUUUGCGAGAUGUCUGCUUCAGGAGAUGCCCCACGUUCGACUUCAGUUCUUGGAUAUAUCUGAGUCUGAGUCCUUACAGCCCACUUUAAUUUCAGAAUACCUCUUGAGAUUCCUCGUUGCCGAGAAUUGGGAGGAGCAAGGUCGUCUGAACGGGUUGUUCUGGUCUCUCGAGCCUGAAGUUUCGCAUGAGGGCGGACAAGACUUCAUUCCCCGAGUCAAACUCAGCAAAACCCUGAAUAACCGCUAUAAUUCUGCACGUCGUCAAAUUUUCGAAGAAGUCGACCUAGCAGUUGCACCAAUUACCCUGUCCUUCGGAGAUGACAGCUAUACUCUCAAGUCCAAACGCGGCUUGGCUUUGAUCGAACCAACGUGUGCGGCAGGCAACAUCAAAAUCCGCGUUAGCCAUUCCCUUCUGAGAGCUGUGAAGGUGGGAUCCCACGGCUCUUUCCAUUUGCUCCUGGGUACGAACAUUGCAACUGGAACCCCGAUCGUUGCUUUAUCGAGCGACCUCUCUUCAGAAGUCGACAUACCAGAAGACCUGACGCAGCCGUGCACUCUAUCGAUUGAAGCCGCCAUCAAGUACCUUGUUGCUCUGUUCUAUAGCCUGGUAGCAUUCACAGCCCUCCAGCAUCUUGGUCGAGGCGAUUCGCUACUCGUUUUGGAGCCCACGGGAACCUUCGCUGCAAUCCUCGAAUCCGCUGCGACCCUCAAAGGCAUUCAAGUCGUGUUUCUUACAAAUGAUGCGAAGCUUGGAAGUCUUAGUGGGUGGAGAUAUCUUCCCUCUCGUGCGCUUAGACGAGACUUCGAUGCCAUUGUACCUCACCAGCUAUCACGAGUACUGUGCUGGGGCCACAACGACUGGACCUCUGUGAUCUGCAAACAUCUGUCCAGUCGUACUGCGAUCGAAUCAUCUGGUUCUUACACAACUACCGAGGCUUUGCAUACGCGGCCUAACAUGAUUCAUAAAGUAUCCGAAGUCUUUGAUCGUGCGCGGAUGCAGCUUUUACCCUUAGGUUCCGUUGUAGAGGUCGAAGAUGUACCAGUUAUACGUUUGACAGACGUGCAUGAAUUGUCCUCUGACAGCUCGGCGAUGACAUUGGUAGACUGGACGACUUGCUCACGUGUUCCAAUGGCAGUGGAGCCUGUUGAUGCGAGGGCCUUGUUUCGUAGCGAUAAAACCUAUUGGCUCGUGGGUCUUACUGGGGGCUUGGGUCUGUCUCUUUGCCGAUGGAUGAUCUUACAUGGCGCCAAACAUAUCGUCAUCUCUAGCCGAAGUCCUAAGAUCGACCCUCGUUGGCUGGACCAGUUCGUGUCGAUGGACGCUGUGGUCAAGGUACAUGCCAACGAUGUUACAGAUCGCGAAUCUGUCAGGUCGAUUUACAGCAAGAUCCAAGCCGAUAUGCCACCGGUUGCUGGUGUAUGUCAAGGUGCUAUGGUGCUACAGGAUACCCUCUUCCUCGAUCUUGACAUACCACGCAUGGAGAAAGUUCUAAAACCCAAAGUCAACGGGGCGAUAUACCUUGAUGAAAUCUUCCAGCACGAGAAACUCGACUUUUUCAUCAUGUUGUCAUCAAUGGCAGCUGUGACUGGCAAUCCUGGGCAAGCAGCGUAUGCCGCUGCCAAUAUGUUCUUGGCAGGUCUUGCUGCGCAACGGCGAGCGCGUGGUGUAGCUGGCUCAACCGUGAACAUAGGCGCUAUUGUGGGUAACGGGUAUGUCACCCGAGAGCUCACGCUAGCUCAACAAGUAGCCCUACAAAAAGUUGGCAAUAUGUGGAUGUCUGAACAGGAUUUCCAUCAGAUCUUUGCUGAGGCAGUGGUGGCCAGUCCGCCUCAACCAGGACCAAACCCGGAGUAUUGUACUGGGUUACGCGUCUACUAUGCCGACGAAGACGACAAACCAAAGUUUGCUAAUGAUCCUGUCUUCUCGCAUUUAAUGUUGCACAGAAACUUGUCUGGAUUGCUCACUACCAGCAACACUGCAAUCAUAUCGGUCAAGACUGAGCUGCUUCAAGCCACGACUGCUGAAGAGAUCUACGCGAUCAUGAGAGACUCUUUCGUGUUAAAGUUACAGGUAGCACUGCAACUAUCCCCGGAGUCCGAUGUAGUCGGUCAGACUGCUGAUGCCCUUGGCAUUGAUUCCCUGGUCGCUGUUGAUCUCAGAUCGUGGUUCAUGAAGGAGUUAAGUGUCGACAUGCCGGUAUUGAAGAUCAUCAGCGGUGCCACGAUUGAUGAGAUUCUUCAGCGAGCCCAAGAACUACUCGAUCCUGGGAUGACACCGGCGCUUGGAACCGAACUUACGCCAGAAAGGAAGGCAGCUCUCGAGCAGGCCAAAGCAGCCAAAAUGAGCGCACAGGUGGCUGUACCUUCAGGUGAAGCAAAGUUACCUGAACCAAAAACGGCAUCUGUCCGGGCUGAGCUAGUACCUCACAUGCCGACAAACCCCAAGUCAGCACCGACAUCCAGUACUCCGACAGUAACAGACUCCACAGUUGAGCGCUCUGUAACUGUACCCCCGAGAAUCGACACAAAGACAGUGGAAACGACCCGCAAAGCUAAUGGGUCAAAACCUGCGAUUCAUAACCGCACAUCUCAGCCUGCUCCUAUCAAAUCGGUGCAACAGCUUUCAAGUGCUGUAGACACAGCUGAGUCGAUUACUAACAAGACAUCAUUGCCGGAUCCGUCGCAAAUCACAAAACACCUACAAACCCCUUCUGCUACACCCUUUACUCCGACGAUCAUUGAAGACACCGACGCUCAUCUGACCAGCUCUGUAGAUCUGUCCAUCUCUCGGGAUGACCUAGAAGCUGGUUUCAGAUCUGUGCAAUCUCUGUCAACCACACCUUCCGAACCCGACAGGUCUGUCUUCCAUGCCACGGCUGUUUCAUCGGGCUCAUCAGUCUCCUCAUUUGACAAAAUCUCUCCCGCGUAUACAAAGGAGUCCGAGAUCUCAAGGACCCUUCCAAUGUCGUUUGGCCAAUCCAGGUUCUGGUUCUUACGCUCGUAUCUCGAAGAUCCUACUACGUUCAAUGUUUCAACGUCCAUCCAUUUACAAGGAAUUCUCGAUGGGGAUCGACUCGCGCAGGCCGUUGCAACGAUUGGUCAGCGUCAUGAGGCAUUACGCACUCGUUUCUUUACCGAUCAUGAUAAUCAACCUGCGCAAGCUGUUUUGGAGUGCACCGUCCUUCGACUGGAGCGUAAAAAUGCUUCGCCUGGCCGUGAUGUGACCGACACAUACGAUCAACUCCGCAAUCACGUAUACGACCUAGAGAAUGGUGAGACAAUGAGGAUUAUCUUGCUUGAGCUGUCACCACUAUCGCACCAAAUCCUCUUGGGCUACCACCACAUCAACAUGGAUGGCGUUAGCUUUGAAAUCUUUUUCUCCGAUUUGGAGAAAGCAUACAACGCCAAUCCUUCAAUCAACACUUCCGUUCUGCAGUAUCCCGACUUUGCGGUCAAACAGAGAAACGAAUUCGCCGACGGGAAAUGGAGCGAAGAGCUCGAUUUCUGGCGAGGACAGUUCCAAACUCUGCCACCGACGUUACCUGUACUUCCACUCGCACGAUCGACAUCUCGUGUAUCGCUUACGAGGUACAAUUCUGAUGUAACCUCGUAUCGGGUCACUCCGGCGCUAUCCUCCCAGAUACACGACACAUGCAAAAAGAUGAAAGUGUCGUCUUUCCAAUUCUAUCUCACUGUGUACAAGAUCCUUAUCACAAGAUUCGUUGAAGUGGAUGACCUUUGCAUUGGGGUCGCCGACGCCAACAGGAACGAUGCUGAUGUGCAGCAGAGCCUUGGCUGUUACCUCAAUCUCCUCCCUAUUCGGUUCAAUAAUCAAGCAUCUACAUUCAGUGAGGCAGUAAAGGAGACGAAGAACAAGGCGCAGCAAGCAUAUGCAAACUCAAGGGUGCCUUUCGAUGUUCUUCUCAAGGAAUUGAACGUUCCUAGGUCAUCGAGCCAUAGCCCAUUGUUCCAAGUCUUCCUUAAUUAUCGACAAGGUGUAGCUGAGAAGAGGACCUUCGCCGGAUGCGAUUCAGAGUGGGAUUCCUUCGACGGAGGGCAGACUGCGUAUGAUUUGAGCUUGGAUGUUGUUGAUAACGCUGGUGGCGACGCACUUCUCAGGUUGUUCUCGCAGACUGCAUUGUAUUCUGCCCGGGACGGAGAGCUUCUCAUGAAGAGCUAUGUCAACCUCUUGGAGGCGUUUUCUCGCAACCCUGCCGCCCGUCUGACUCGCCCUUCACUUCAUUCGAAGGAAGAUACUCAGAAAGGGCUGAUCGCUGGAAGGGGCUCGUAUCUCCCUCUAGAUUGGCAAGGUACCCUUGUCCAUCGUAUCGACUACAUUGCGCAGACACAUGAAUCCUCACCUGCUAUCAAAGACGGACUGGGUAACGAUCUCACUUUCGCGCAAACGAUACAGCGCGUCAACUCCAUUGGGGCCGCUCUUUUGGAUGCAAACAUCCCUGAUUGCUCUAAGGUCGGGGUAUUCCAGGAACCCUCGGCUGACUGGAUCUGUUCUCUGCUCGCAAUCAUGCGUGUCGGAGCAGUUUAUGUUCCUCUUGACCCACGAGUUACAACCUCACGUCUAGCAACGAUAGUAGAAGGUUGUCAACCAGCUCUCAUACUGUGCGACAACUCAACGGACAGGCAAAUUCCGGAGAUCAAGGCCAAGGGCAAGAUCAUCAACGUGUCGCAGAUCCAUUCUACAACUCGUACCGUCCCGAACGCUUCUAAGAGAGACUCGACGAUGGCCAUUCUGUACACCAGUGGUAGUACAGGUACACCCAAAGGUAUUGAAAUGAAGCACAGUAGCUUCCGUGACCAUGUAGAAACGGUGUCACGCAAGUGGAUCGCGUCCGUCUCUGGGAAGGUGGCCUUACAACAGUCUUCAUUUAGUUUUGACAUGUCUCUGGUGCAAAUCUUCUGGUCUCUCUGUUCUGGAGGCAGCGUCUUCGUCGUUCCACAAUCGGCUCGCGGAGACCCAGUCGCGAUUUGCAAACUUAUCUCAACGGAGAAGGUUUCAAUCACAGCAGCCACACCCUCUGAAUACAUCAACUGGAUUGACUAUGGCGAUGCCGACUCUCUCCGAGCAUCCCCAUGGUCCUUGGCUAUCUCAGGAGGCGAGACUGUCACAGAGCAAAUGGUGCUGGCCUUCGAUCAACUUCAGCUGCUGGACUUCAAAUUGAUGAACUGCUAUGGCCCAACAGAGAUCACAUUCUUUUCACAUGUCGCAGAGAUAGCCCUUGGAAAAGAUAGGGUAGGCUUUGUCGACUUUGUGCCUUGGGUUAAUGUUUCGUUCUACAUUGUCGAUUCCAAGCUCAACCCACUCCCAAUCGGCGUGCCCGGGGAAGUCGCAAUCGGGGGCAUGGGGGUCGCUUCUGGAUACUAUGAUAAGGAAGACCUGACCGCGGAGAGGUUUGUGCAUGAUCCUUAUGCCCCAGAGGAUUUCAUCAAUCAUAGCUGGAACAUUAUGCACCUUACCGGAGAUCGCGGGCGUCUGACGGCCAGCGGAACUCUACUCCUCGAGGGCAGAAUUGCAGGCGACACGCAGAUCAAGCUUCGCGGCCUACGCAUUGACCUCCAGGAAAUCGAGUCAGCUAUUGUCCAUUGUUCAGAGGGUAUAAUCCUCCAUGCUAUCGUGUCUGUACGACAGUCACGCGAAACCGAAGCAGAGCUGCUCAUCGGCCAUGUUGAGUUCUCUUCUUCCAGGACACCUACCGAUGUCAAUGCUUUCAUUGCGAAGAUCAUCGCUGACCUCCCACUCCCGCAAUAUAUGCGUCCGGCCACGUUGAUCGCGGUCGAUAAAAUCCCUCGGACUGAAUCCGGCAAGUUGGACAGGUUGGCUGUCAAAGCUCUGCUUCUCCCGCAGAAACAGCAAGGGACACUGGUUUCAAAAGACCUUAAUGACACAGAGUCCCGUCUACUAAGACUCUGGCGAGAUAUUCUGGCGGAGGACAUUCUUGGCAGUAGACCCGUCGACCAAGAGUCCGACUUCUUCCAAGUGGGAGGAACAUCAAUGCUUCUCACAGUCCUGAGGUCUCGUAUCAAGGAUACGUUUAUGGUUGACAUUCCUCUCGUGCAGCUCUUUGACGUGAGCACCCUUGGAAGGAUGGCAGCGCAAAUCCAUGCUGCCAUCAAUCCCAGUCGAGCUGAAAUUUCCGUGGACACACAAACUCAUAUCACAGCUCCACCUUCGACUCGAGCACCGGGAGUGCUUCCCAAAGAAGUCGUAGACUGGAACUCAGAAACAUCAAUUUCGACCACUAUCAUCCCAUCCACUGUACUUGGGUCAAAUGAGCCGCGGGUCGUCAUUUUGACUGGCGCAACUGGUUUCCUGGGAAAGAAGAUUCUGCAGCGAUUAGUUGAAUCACCUUCGAUCGAAAAAAUCUAUUGCAUCGCAAUCCGGCCAGACUACUCGCGGACGGAUGCGGUGUUCGCGUCUUCCAAAGUGGUGGUGUACAGGGGCGACCAGUCACUCUCCUUACUUGGCCUACCACCUUCCGAGGUCACACCGAUCCUUUCCGAAGCCGAUGCAAUCAUUCACAACGGAGCUGAUGUGUCGUUCCUAAAGUCUUACACUUCACUCCGGCAAGUCAACGUAUCGUCGACUAAGCAGCUUGCUAGCUGGGCAGUAGAGUAUGGUCUGCAGUUCCAUUACAUAUCGACCGCCUCAGUCGCAAACCUCUCAGAGAAAGAGAGCUAUCCGUCCGUCAGCGUACGGGAAUUCAAACCCGCAACUGACGGUUCCAAUGGCUAUAUAGCGUCCAAAUGGGCGUCCGAGGUUUUCCUAGAGGAAAUGAAUCGUGAGUACCUGAUGCCGCUUGUUAUUCAUCGGCCCUCCAGCAUUACUGGACCUGGCGCUCCCGAUACCGACGUCAUGGGCUCGCUGUUCAAAUAUUCCAAGCAAUUGCAAGCUAUCCCGCGCGCAAAAUACAUCGAAGGCUGGAUUGAUCUCAUCUCCUUGGACAGCGCCGCAUCUAUGAUCGUCAAGGUAGUGCGUCGUGGCAUCCAGAACUUGGAUGUUCAGUACGUAUAUGAGAGUGGCGAGGUACAGAUCAAAAGUACGAAGAUGAAGGAAAGCAUGGAAGAGCAGACUGGUGAAGAUAUCAAAGAGUUGAGUAUUGAAGAGUGGGUCAGGAGAGCUGAGAUACUGGGGAUGAACAGUAUGAUUGGAGCUUUCCUAUUAGGCAUGCAGGAUCAACCGUUGUUGAUGACGAAACCAGAGCGGGUCAUUGAGGAAGAAGAUUUGGAUGAUCUUCCAGAAUGCGUAAGGGCAAAGAUGGGCUUGUAAUGUGGUUGAGGGUUAUAUAAGGCUGUGUCAUCAGUCUCAAGUAUAGUCUUUGGUAAUCGCACAAGACGGUAUUGCAAAAUAGUAGUGCUCAGAUGGUAGCAUGAACACUACAGCAAG
Boeremia exigua is the source of this 12691-nucleotide messenger RNA. Its product is annotated as putative hybrid NRPS/PKS enzyme. Gene Ontology annotation, biological process: fatty acid biosynthetic process; secondary metabolite biosynthetic process. Gene Ontology annotation, molecular function: phosphopantetheine binding; fatty acid synthase activity; 3-oxoacyl-[acyl-carrier-protein] synthase activity. Bases 170 to 12574 code for a protein of 4134 amino acids. The transcript is spliced from 8 exons. NCBI's taxonomy places the organism in Eukaryota, Fungi, Ascomycota, Dothideomycetes, Pleosporales, Didymellaceae. The record is from RefSeq and is a predicted model, not a curated record.